Chelmon rostratus (copperband butterflyfish) is the source of this 2139-nucleotide messenger RNA. RefSeq names its product G protein-regulated inducer of neurite outgrowth 1 (gene gprin1). The transcript has a single exon. Gene Ontology annotation, biological process: neuron projection development. The record is from RefSeq and is a predicted model, not a curated record. Gene Ontology annotation, cellular component: plasma membrane. The coding region runs from base 1 to 2139 and encodes 712 amino acids. Lineage: Eukaryota; Metazoa; Chordata; Actinopteri; Chaetodontiformes; Chaetodontidae.
AUGGGAAGUCUUAAGGACGAGAUGAGAGGUCUCAGAGAGGACCACAAGCCCUGCGAGAAGGCAGAUGAUGGAGAGCGUCCGGGCGGCUCAGAAGGCAGAGCUGUGCCCAAGGGACCUCUGAUAAAGGUGAGUCAAGAGUCAACAAGCCAAGGGGACUACCAGCCGGAGAGAGAGGGAGACCAGAAUCCAGCAUCCAAAGAUGGAGCGUUAUCAGGAGAGGCUUGUGACGGCGCUGACUCUGUCGGGGUUAAAGACUCUACGCAGACUGUUGCCAUCCCUCUGAUCCGACAGCCUGAAGCGGAUAAAACAACAGCAGCUACACACAACAACACAACAAUCUCUAACAAGGUCCUGACUGAUGGAGAGCCAGAUGGUGAAAUUCAGCGGGAAACGUCCAAGGAUAAAAACGUGGCUCAUGACGGAGAAAAGGAGCCAGAAACUGAGAAUGUCUUGGUGCCUGUCCCAGCAACUCCAGGCCCAUCCGAUCCACGUUCCCCAGCUCCUGCUGGCCAGCACCACAUGCGUACACAGGUCAGCCUGGAGGUGGCCCAGUGCUGCUCUGCAGCCACCAGCCCCAUGACGCCUCCGGAGGGCGACCAUUCCUUCUUCUUCCCGAGCUCUUUUGGGAGAUCCGGAGCUGUGGGUGCCGACACUAAAGACGCUGGGCUACAGGUGGGUCAGCAGGUGGAGUUCUGCUCUGUUGCCACAUCCCCCAUGACCCCAAAGACGCCAUACACCACAGCAUUCCCAGAACUUAUCGGGAGAGAGACAGUGCAGAAGGAGGAGGAGGUGAGAAAGAGCGAGGGGCAGAGGCAGGGUGGCCAACAAGAGAGCUUCUCUGCGACAAGGAGUCCAGCAGAGGCUGAGUCACAGGUAACUGGAGCCACAUCAAAGGAGCCGAGUGAGGAGAGCUCUGCCAGCUGCCCUGCUGCUGGGUCAACAGCUUCACAAGUGACUCUGGAGGACAGUAAUCAGCAAUGCAAGCAGCAGAGGAUGGGGAGUAUGGAUCAGGACAUCACAAUCCUGGUGACCCACUGUGACAACAACGAGGAGGAAGAGGAAGAGUCACCUUUUUAUCCCACAGAGCCAGAGGUGGUCAAAACAGAUGAACGCAAAGAGCUCGGAGAAAGCAACAGCGACAUGAAGAGGGAGGAUGGAAAGGAAAACAUCACAGAAACUGUUGCUCCUGGUCGUGCACAGGACACCUCAAACACAAACCCGCCACAAAAUAAAACCGAAGAGGCCUCUGUUUCUACUCAAGACCAAGCAAAAACUGAUGUGACAUGUGCAAAGUCAGAGGCCAAAGAAAACAACGGCGCGCGUGAAGAGCCGAGAGAUGUUUCCGCGACAAAGCCUCCUGUCCCUGAAUCUCCAGCUCCCUUCGGCUGCCACAACAUCCGCACGCAGGUGAGCCUGGAGGUGGUGCAGUGUCAGUCUGUGGCUACCAGCCCCAUGACCCCUCCUGAGGGGGACCACGCCUUCUACUUCCCCAGCUCCUUCGGGAGGUGUGCAGCUGUGGGUGCAGAGACUAAAGACGCAGAGCUGCAGGUGGGCCAACAGGUGGAGUUUCGCUCCGUCGCUACAGCACCUAUGACCCCGAGGACGCCCACCACCACGGCUUUUCCUGAGAUCAGGAAGGAAGCCAGCAUCGGGGAGAAGAUAGUAGAGGAGGACGAGGAUAUAAAGGAGCAGGUGGGGGAGGACAAACAGGAAGUAGUUCAAGAGGAGGAGAAAGUAGAGACGAAGAUGGAAGCAGCUGAAGAGGACACAAAAGAGGCAAGAAACUGCAAGGAGAAAUGUGAGGAGCCGGUGCAGGAGGUGAGCUGGGACGAGAAGGGGAUGACAUGGGAGGUGUACGGGGCCGUGGUGGAGGUGACGGUGCUGGGCUCGGCCAUCCAGAAACACCUGGAGAAGCAGGUGAAGAAGAGGCAGCCCUCCAUGCCUCCCCCUCCUCCGCUCAACCCCUCAGCCGUGCCUCCCUCCUCAGAGUCCAGCCAGGGGGGUUCUGGUAAGGGCCGGGUGGGGAAGAGGGGGGAGCAGGACGGGGAGGUGAGCCGACGCAGGAGGAACCCCUUCCGUCUGAUGAUGAAGAACAUGCAGCAGCCUCACUGCUGCUCCAAAGCUCACACCACUGAGUGA